AAUAAAAUUAAUAGGUACUCUAUACUUACAUAAUAAAAAAAAGUAUUUAAAUAGUGCCAUUUGAAGCUAUUAUAUUGCCAUUAGCGAGUUUCAUCACCUUUCCAAACGACCAACAUAAAAAUAGCAGAUAAAAUGUUUCCGGUGCAAGUAUUGGUUGUAUUAUCAACGAUGAUUAUUCUUAAUCAGUCAGCAACAUUGAAAUACGAGAAUCAAUCAUCUGUCGCAGCUGGUUAUGAUGCUGAUAAAAUGACAUAUGAAAUAUUAAACAACAUGACAUAUAUUUCAAAUGGCAAUUAUUCUGAAACUACAAGUCCAUAUUAUUUUAAUGUAACAGAAUUUCUUGAAAAUGUCGAUUUUUCUGAAAUUAAUGCGACCGAUAUUUUUGAAUCUAUCAACAAUUCAAAUGAAACUGCUUUACCCGUUUUGAAAAGCAACAAAAAGAAUUGGACUGAUUUUUUUCAAAACACUGCAGAAAAGGUUGCGGAAAAGAUUGUGGAAAAAGUUGUGGACAAAAUUGCGGAGAAAGUCGUUGAACAAAUAUCCAAAAUAUAAAAAUAGAAUAUAUAUAACACAUAAAAAUUGUAUAAUACCUAUACAUAAUAUACUUUUGUUAAAUUGUUAUUAAUAUUCCUAUUAAUGGCAAUGUCUGAGUGGGUUGACA
Molecule: messenger RNA, 661 nt
Organism: Acyrthosiphon pisum (pea aphid)
Lineage: Eukaryota; Metazoa; Arthropoda; Insecta; Hemiptera; Aphididae
Exons: 2
Coding region: 133-552 (139 amino acids)
Source: RefSeq, a predicted model, not a curated record